Messenger RNA from Alexandromys fortis (reed vole), 783 nucleotides. Its product is annotated as dixin-like. Gene Ontology annotation, biological process: canonical Wnt signaling pathway. Gene Ontology annotation, molecular function: frizzled binding. The transcript has 4 exons. The record is from RefSeq and is a predicted model, not a curated record. NCBI's taxonomy places the organism in Eukaryota, Metazoa, Chordata, Mammalia, Rodentia, Cricetidae. The coding region runs from base 39 to 527 and encodes 162 amino acids. Gene Ontology annotation, cellular component: cytosol.
AUUCCUCUCAUCCCCCAAUUUGACAGAACUAGUGCUCGAUGCGCAGUGCAGCGAGGAACUCAGUAAGAAGCACUGACUGGGCGGGUGAUGGAUUGAGGCUGCAAUGGUGGGUGUCCUUGUUUCCCCAGGAUGCCUUGCAGCAGAGGUUGACUCAGCAGGACACAUCUGUUCUUCAGCUCAAGCAAGAGCUUCUGAGGGCAAAUAUGGACAAGGAUGAGCUACACAACCAGAACGUGGAUCUGCAGAGGAAGCUAGACGAGAGGAACCGGCUCUUAGGAGAAUACAAAAAAGAGCUGGGGCAGAAGGACCGCCUCCUUCAGCAGCAGCAGGCCAAGUUGGAAGAAGCCCUCCGGAAACUCUCGGAUGCCAGCUACCAGCAGGUGGAUCUAGAACGGGAGCUAGAACAUAAAGAUGUCCUUCUGGCUCACUGCAUGAAAAGAGAGGCAGACGAGGUAACUCAGAACUUGGGUUUUCCUUCUCAUGUUACCGGACCAAGUUUGUUAGGAUUCUUUAUAGUGAGGUGUUGAGUGCAGGUUCCAGGACCUGGGUGUGCAGCUCAGUGGUGGAACGUUUGUCUAGUGUGCGCAAGGUACCAGGUUCACUCUCCAGCACCGAGGGGACUGGAGUGUGGUACCUAGCGUCUAACAUUUAGAAAUGAAAUAUGAAAAUAACAGAGACCCUCUCUCUUAUAAUGAAGACUAUUAAAUUACAUAAGCAACUGAAUACAGUCUUACGAAAUCCACCUAGCACAGAGUUGGGUUUAAGAUAUGGAGGGGGGAGGAC